AGUCCAAAAUUAGUUGCUGUUUCGUGAAUAAUAUUAGAUCGACGCCUAAGGUGGCUGCAACCCGUCUUACAUAGGUUGAUUAGAAUUAGAUUUUAUCGACAGGAUUACAGCCACUCAAAAUUGUAUCCAACGAGUUGUAACGAACGAGCUGCCGCUAGGCGCUCGUUCUUCACGUUUUUAACGUCACGGUGGGUGGACAGACAAAAUUAAGAGAUUCUGGAAAUUAUACUUUAAAUUAUCAAAAUUUAUAAAAUUAUCUCAACAAAUUUAUCGAGGUCCUAAAUUGAAAUAAGGAAAAAUAAGAAAUAAUAAAAUUGUGGAAUAAUGGAGAAUUUAAACUUUAACCACUAUCAACCAGAGGUAAUGCCGGUGAAUGGGAGACUAAAGUUGGUCUACCCACACAUUAUCUUCGGUCCUUUUCCCGACAUUUUCUACGUCGGCAACCCUGACAUGCCCAUCCUUAAUUACUGGGGGCAAUAUCAUCUUCUGCGCGGGUCAGUAAACCCAAACCAACCUAGGGCCGACAGUGAGCCAGAGGAGCCCGAAGACCAAGAGGAAGCACGUCCGGAAGUGCCACCCCCUUUACCACGACCUAGAAAACGAGGCUGCCGCGCAGGGCGCCAGGUUAGGGAGAAAAGAGAGGCCGCAAUAGCCUGGGACAGGCUAGUAAAGGAGGAAAAGUUGAUUCGUCGUUGGAGAACGUCCCACGAAAGCAUUCCUUGGCACGAACUCCAAGCCGAAUGAUUUCAUUCUCUUCUUUUCUCUUCUCAACCUAAAUGAAAAUUUUAUUUUUUUAUUUUCCAAAGGAAGUCAGAAUGACUCCUCCUUUUCUACCUUAUUUCUAUCACAAUUUAACUUUGUUUUCUUAUUAUUUUCAAAGAAAUUCCCACUUUAUUUUACUAUUGAAAAUUCUUUUGUUUUAGUUAAAAUCCCUAUUUUCUAAAAUUUUAUUUAUAACGAAGUAAUAAGGAUAAUUUUGUUUUCUUUACUUUAUGUGUACCACUUUCAAGAACCAUUUCAUUUUGUACACAAUAAGAACAACUGGUGCUAAUAAAUGACCUCAUUGUAAUAUGUGUUUCAUUUACUACAUAAUAUUCAUAUAAGCUACCUCAUUUACUUCCUUACUAUGCUUGUUUAUGUUGCUUUACUUUAUAUAUUUUCAAUUUCUCUUAUUAUUAUUAUUUAUGAAUAGUCAUAAACGGGAUUGCUCUCGACUCUGACAGCGAACGCUAAUUUGGUUCAUAAAGUAUUAAAAAUUUGAGAUUCAGUUGGCGAGUUGGUAUUCUGACUUCACCCCACAACUUCGGUCUGGGAGGGGGUGUUGUAACGCUGUAGAUUUUACAUCUCUCAAAUUCCUCGACCGUGAUGUGGACGUGAAGCCCCCUUUUUAUUACUAAUAAUAUUGUUAAACUAUGAAAGGGGUAAUUAUAAAUAAUGUAAAUAAAGAAUACACACUUAAUGUCAAAAUACUAUAAUUUGACUGUCAAAGAGUUCGAGAGCGCAUCCUAGCAACAAUGUUAAUUAAGAAUAAUUUCUGCCUUAAUUUUAUUGUUUUGUUUAAGCUCGUUGGACGCAGCUUUCAAUAGCGCGAGUCUAACCAAUCACUAAUAAGUCCUUGGUCUCGGAGUGAAAAGGACUCGGAACACAACUUGAGGGCGUUUAAGUCAGAUGAGCAACGUAAAAACAAGGAACAAUAUUCCUUGCAACAAAUGAUUAUAUUUGUUAUUUAUUUUAUUUAUUUUGCACUACUCCGAAGCUCAAAGAAAGGCCAGUCCAAGAUUAGUUGCUGUUUCGUAAAUAAUAUUAGAUCGACGCCUAAGGUGGCUGCAACCCGUCUUACAUAGGUUGAUUAGAAUUAGAUUUUAUCGACAGGAUUACAGCCACUCAAAAUUGUAUCCAACGAGUUGUAACGAACGAGCUGCCGCUAGGCGCUCGUUCUUCACGUUUUUAACGUCACGGUGGGUGGACAGACAAAAUUAAGAGAUUCUGGAAAUUAUACUUUGAAUUAUCAAAAUUUAUAAAAUUAUCUCAACAAAUUUAUCGAGGUCCUAAAUUGAAAUAAGGAAAAAUAAGAAAUAAUAAAAUUGUGGAAUAAUGGUGAGUUAGAAUAUUUAUUCGCCAUAAUAAUAAAUUCACUUUGUUUUCUCACUUGAUAUUCGUUCGCUCUCCGACUCUUAGCAAGUCUGUUUUCUUUCAAAUGUUAAUUGUUUCUCAAAGUUUUAAAUAUAUAGAAUAAAUGUGAGUUAUGUGUGUAAAAGUUAAGUGUUUAUUUAUUUAACAAAAGUCACUACCCGUUCCUACACCU
Molecule: messenger RNA, 2305 nt
Organism: Leptopilina heterotoma
Lineage: Eukaryota; Metazoa; Arthropoda; Insecta; Hymenoptera; Figitidae
Exons: 2
Coding region: 325-744 (139 amino acids)
Source: RefSeq, a predicted model, not a curated record